UUAAUACACACAAAAUAAUCCGCCAAUUACGCACGGGCGGCUGUGUGUGAAGAUGAGCCACGGAGGCGGGAUUAGUGAGGAAACGGGUAGAGCCAAUGCCGCUGUGCGCAGGAGUGAAGCGGCCCGGUACCGGGAGGAGGCAGCGCGCCGGGAUUGGCUGCGUAAAGGCUCUGAGCUGAAGGUAGAGCUGAACAGGUCUCACUGACGCCACACAGGAGAGAAGAAGGAUGCGAAAAGACACUGAUCCGCGUCACAUCGCCGUGAUCCUGCACUAACCCUGCACAGCACCCGUCCGCGGGUCUGAAUUCGCCGUCUCUCAUCCAGCUCCUAACAAAACUCCGCGUUAUGGAUUAGACAGAAGGCAGGUCGAGAAGCCACUGUAAACCCCCGUGGCGCGGUGUGUGAUCCGGAUUUCCAGUGGAGGAUAAGACUCAGUUCAAGCCUCAAGCGACAGAAUCAGGACCAUGGACGCGAACAUGCGGAAAUUCACAGUCCGGAGGUGGUUCUCGGUUUACCUGCGCAAAAAGACGCGCUCCAAAAGCUCCAGCUUGUGCAAACUCGAGGAUGACAGUAUCCUGAAAGAGAUUGAUAUAAGCAAUCAUGUGAAAGAAGGCUUCGAGAAAGCUGACCCGUCACAGUUUGAGCUUCUUAAAGUGUUGGGACAAGGCUCCUAUGGCAAGGUAUUUCUGGUGAGAAAAAUUAAAGGCUCAGACACAGGGCAACUCUAUGCCAUGAAGGUGUUAAAAAAGGCCACUUUGAAAGUGCGUGACAGGGUGCGAUCCAAAAUGGAGAGGGACAUUCUUGCUGAAGUGAAUCAUCCCUUCAUAGUGAAACUUCACUACGCCUUUCAGACUGAGGGAAAACUGUAUCUCAUCCUGGACUUCCUAAGAGGAGGCGAUCUCUUCACCCGUCUCUCCAAAGAGGUCAUGUUUACUGAGGAGGAUGUGAAGUUCUAUCUGGCUGAGCUGGCUUUAGCUCUGGACCAUCUUCACAGCCUGGGAAUUAUCUACCGUGACCUCAAGCCAGAAAACAUUCUUCUUGAUGAGGAGGGACAUAUAAAGAUCACUGAUUUUGGUCUGAGUAAAGAAGCGAUAGAUCAUGACAAGAGAGCGUACUCAUUCUGUGGGACCAUCGAGUACAUGGCUCCAGAGGUAGUCAAUAGGAGAGGACACACACAAAGCGCAGACUGGUGGUCAUUUGGCGUGUUGAUGUUUGAAAUGCUGACUGGAUCGCUGCCAUUUCAAGGCAAAGACCGCAAGGAGACCAUGGCACUUAUUCUCAAGGCAAAGCUUGGCAUGCCACAAUUCUUAAGCCCGGAGGUACAAAGCUUACUGCGAGCACUUUUUAAAAGGAAUCCAACCAACAGAUUAGGUGCUGGACCUGACGGAGUGGAAGAAAUCAAAAGGCAUCACUUCUUCGCAACCAUAGAUUGGAACAAAUUAUACAGGAAGGAGAUCAAACCUCCGUUCAAACCAGCAGUUGGCAGACCAGAGGACACUUUCCAUUUCGACCCUGAAUUCACUUCCCGCACGCCAACAGACUCACCCGGUGUUCCUCCCAGUGCUAAUGCCCAUCAGCUUUUCCGUGGUUUCAGCUUUGUGGCCACCAAUCUAGGACAGGAGCAGUGUAUAGCAGAGACCAGACCGAACUCCAUCAAUCCUAUAGUACAGCAACUUCAUAGCAAUAACAUCCAUUUCACUGAUGGCUAUGAAAUAAAAGAGGAUAUCGGCGUUGGCUCGUAUUCAGUAUGCAAACGCUGUGUACACAGAAUCACCAGUGUGGAAUAUGCAGUUAAAAUCAUAGACAGAGCUAAGAAGGACCCGUCUGAGGAGAUUGAGAUCCUGUUGCGAUAUGGACAACACCCCAACAUCAUCACUCUGAAAGACGUCUAUGAUGAUGGGAAGUUUGUGUAUCUGGUUAUGGAACUGAUGCGUGGAGGCGAGCUGCUCGACCGCAUCCUGCGCCACAAGGGCUUCUCAGAGAGAGAGGCCUCUGCUGUGCUCUGCACCAUAACCAAGACUGUGGAGUAUCUACAUUCACAGGGGGUUGUACAUCGAGACCUAAAGCCUAGCAAUAUCCUGUACAUGGAUGAGACGGGUGACCCGGAGUCGAUAAGGAUCUGUGACUUCGGCUUCGCAAAACAACUCCGGGCUGAAAAUGGCCUCCUAAUGACCCCUUGCUACACUGCCAACUUUGUGGCUCCAGAGGUUCUGAAGAAGCAGGGAUACGAUGCUGCUUGUGACAUCUGGAGUCUGGGAAUCUUACUGUACACCAUGCUCGCAGGAUUCACGCCCUUCGCCAGUGGACCUGAUGAUACCCCAGAGGAAAUCUUGGCUCGAAUCGGCAGUGGCAAAUACACCCUCUCUGGGGGCAACUGGGACAUGGUGUCUGAUGCUGCUAAGGACAUCGUGACUAAAAUGCUGCAUGUGGACCCUCACCAGCGGCUCACCGCACCUCUGGUCCUCCGUCACCCCUGGAUCGUAAACCAAGAGCAGUUAUCUCUGAGUCAACUCACCCGACAAGAUGUGCACCUGGUCAAGGGAGCAAUGGCUGCUACAUAUUCAGCUCUUAACCGAACGCCACAGGCUCCAAAGCUUGAGCCUGUCCUUGCUUCCUGUCUGGCUCAGAGAAGAGGAAUGAAGAGAGUGACGUCCACUUGCUUGUAGCACACAAUCAAACAGCACCACCUAUAGGCCCUGAAGACCUUCAAGUGUCAAGCCUGGGAGAAGGAACCAGGCAGUCAUCAAUGCACAAAGGGGAGCAUACCAUGUGACCGAUGUAGAUGAGCAAUGGUAGAAUUUUACCCCACGUAUACAGCUUUAGGAAAGUGAGCGACUGAGAGCUGCUCACAUUAAUGCAAAGCACAUUGAGAGUAGAUCCAGAGCUUCCCUGCUGUAAUCCUGAAAUGCGACACAGCCAGGAAAUUGUACUGUUUAGAUAAUAUCACCAACCAAGAGCACAAAUAACAUAACCUGCAAGCUCAAGCUGUGAUGGCUGUCAUGUGUCGCGAGCCAUGUCGAAAUGUUUGGACCUGACUGCUGUCAUAUUGAGCCAGAAUGAUGUCAUUCACCAUCUGGUUCUGGUUGUAAUAAAUUUACAGUAAGUGUGCCCAGAAAAUUGACAUAUUUUUAGUGGACAGCAGGACUGCAGUGCAUUGAAACACUAACACUAAAGCUCUUAAAGGAAUAGUUCAGCAGGGGAAAAAUGUGCAAACACAGUUAUCCCUUAGCCAACAACUGUGUUUGGUAAGUCAAGGUGUGUUUGGUUUCCUUAUAAAGUUGACUUCUUUAGAUAUGCACUGGAGUUAUACAACUAAUACUACUAACAAGGAAGGCGCAUAGGUACCUGUACAUUUCCUUUUUUUUUUUUUUUUUUUUUUUUUUUGCAGAACCGUUCCUUUAAGCCUAUUCAAUUUAUCUAUGAGGUCAUUCGACAUAUACAAUGGUGAGCCCUAUGAAAUAAAUGCUUCUUUGGCUAUCUCAGGUGUUCAGCAUUCAGCACAUGUACACAGUGCAUUUACAUAACCACAGCAGAACAAGCAAUAUUAAGUACAAGAGACUUUAGUAAAUGGACAAGACUAUAAAAGAUGCCAGCAUUAUUGACAUUUCUUUAUCUAAUUCCAACAUGCAUGCAACGUGAGUGGUUUUAUGAAUGAAAAAGGUUCUUUUUUGUCUUCUUAUUGCUUAAUAGCUUGUCGUGAACUGCUUCAAAAAUAUGAUUUUUUUUUUGUUUGUUUUACACCAAACAAUUCAAACAAUUACUAACUGUAUUAAAAAUAUUUUUGCUGAAAAAAAGAUUAUUUAUUUAUUUUUUAAUUUAUUUAAAAUAAUUGUUUCUUCAUAUGUUUGUUUAGAAUAAAAUUUGUUUAUUGUUCAGUUGAAUCAUAAAUUUAUUUAUUUAUUUCACCUGCUGAUUUAUUUACUUGUUUUUGAAGUGCACUUUGACGGUGAAGCUUGUAAAUAAGUGCCCGAGUUUUGCACUAACCUUUGUUCAGAAUUUUUACUAAAAUAUGGGAUAAAUAUAUGCAGACAGUUCUGAGAUUUCUGAGAAAUGGAAUUAAAUGUGAUUUAAAUAUUUUUAGACAUCAGAGGUUUAGCAUGUGGUUUUGCGUAAUCUUACCCGUGAAAAUGCUUGUUUAUUUAUGCGUACAUGUUUCUAACCUUAUACAUGUAUAUAUCAGGUUCUUGAACACCUAUAGGUGAAAACAGUGAUUUUUAUAUAUCCCAGUAACAUAGGGAGCAGAAAUCUUUUUUUUUUACACCACCAUGAAUUUCCUUUUUUAAAUGAAGUUUGAAGAAAGAGCUUUUCCUGUGUGUUUGCUAUCUCACCAUAGCUUGCUCAGAGUCUGUUUUUCACUGCAAUGCUUGUUUCUUUUGGAUGGGAUGUGUGUAAAUGUAUAAUGUUUUACCAGCAUCCUUAACUGCAUGUAAGAAGUUACUUUGAGCUAAGGAUGAUGUUAAAUCUCAGAAUUUUCAUAAACACAGCAUUCUUACCUUGCAAAUUAUGACAACGUAGGAACACUGUGCACUCUCGGAAAUAAAGGUACCACACUGUACUUUUUCUUGUCUCUGGGGUGGUACCAUCAAGGGUGCAUCAUUUGUACCUUUAACAUGUGUCUUUUACCAGGGAAUAUGCAUUUGAUGUACCAUAAAUUAUCUUUUAUAGUAAAGCUUUAAAGGUCCUUUAGGUCCAAUUGUGUAUAAAAAUAUAAGGUAUAAAGAUACAUAGUGAUGGUACCACUUCAGCCACAAGGAAAAGUGCAUUUUGGUACCUUUAUUUCUGAGAAUGUGGAUCAGGUGCAGAGAAAACUGAACAACCAGAGUCAUAUUGUUAUUUUUCAUUCAUUUUGGCUUGCA
Molecule: messenger RNA, 4856 nt
Organism: Pangasianodon hypophthalmus (striped catfish)
Lineage: Eukaryota; Metazoa; Chordata; Actinopteri; Siluriformes; Pangasiidae
Gene: rps6ka2
Product: ribosomal protein S6 kinase, polypeptide 2
Exons: 21
Coding region: 465-2666 (733 amino acids)
Biological process (GO): intracellular signal transduction; protein phosphorylation
Molecular function (GO): magnesium ion binding; ATP binding; ribosomal protein S6 kinase activity
Source: RefSeq, a predicted model, not a curated record